AUGCAGCCAAUUAUAGCUGCUGGUGAGGUGAUAGACCCUGAGGCCACGCCCGAGUGGAUGAGGCAGGAGGAAGAGAUGGAUGAGGAGCCUGAAGUACUAGCGGAGGACCCCGAGCCUAUGGAUAAGGAGGAGGAUGACGAACCCAACGCCAUGGAGCAGGACAUAGAGGAGGACGGAGAGGUUGCAGAGCUGGGAUCAGACGAGGAGGGGUUCAAGAUGUACCUGGACCCGGAAUUGGAGCUGGACUCCGAGGACGAGCGAGCUCAGGCCAUGGAUUCGGAGGAGUCGGGGACUAGCGAGGAUGCCUCCGAGGAGCUGUCAGAUGAUUCUACUGAGUCGUCUGAUCCUGACUGGGAGCCAUAG
This is a messenger RNA of Syzygium oleosum, 363 nucleotides long. RefSeq lists its product as uncharacterized. The transcript has a single exon. The coding region runs from base 1 to 363 and encodes 120 amino acids. Lineage: Eukaryota; Viridiplantae; Streptophyta; Magnoliopsida; Myrtales; Myrtaceae. The record is from RefSeq and is a predicted model, not a curated record.